Molecule: messenger RNA, 894 nt
Organism: Dalotia coriaria
Lineage: Eukaryota; Metazoa; Arthropoda; Insecta; Coleoptera; Staphylinidae
Gene: Ufd1-like
Product: ubiquitin fusion-degradation 1-like
Exons: 2
Coding region: 21-785 (254 amino acids)
Cellular component (GO): VCP-NPL4-UFD1 AAA ATPase complex
Molecular function (GO): polyubiquitin modification-dependent protein binding
Source: RefSeq, a predicted model, not a curated record
CAUGAUUUUUCUUAGUUAUAAUGCCGCCAUCUGCAUUGGAGCACUCCACACGCUUGAACAUCAACUAUCCGAUGCUGUUCAAGCUCACCAACAAGAAAACCUCACGGCAAACACAUUGCGGAGUGCUGGAAUUCAUCGCCGACGAGGGUAAAUGCUACCUCCCGCUGUGGAUGAUGCACAAUCUGGUGCUAUCCGAAGGCGACGCGCUGCAAAUCGAGUCAAUUAACCUCCCCGUCGGGUCAUUUUCCAAAUUCCAACCGUUAAAUCCCGACUUUUUGGAUAUAACCAACCCGAAAGCGGUGUUGGAGAACUGCUUACGCACGUUUGCAUGUCUCACCACUGGCGAUGUCAUCGCAGUGCAGUAUAAUCAGAAAGCUUACGAGCUGUGCGUGCUCGAAACAAAACCUAGUAAUGCAAUCAGCAUUAUUGAGUGUGAUAUGAAUGUUGAAUUCGCUGCGCCUGUCGGUUAUCGAGAACCAAAAGUGGCGAAAAAAGACGAGGAUGACGAAGCGGUUGAUCCUGCUUACCUGAUGCCUGGCCCAUCGCACUUUGUCCCUUUUGCAGGCAGCGGCAAUCGCCUCGAUGGCAAACGGCGCAAAAACUCAGGUUCGGCGGAUUGCCCACCGCCGAAACCGGUUUAUGUACGUGGUAUUCCCGAUUACGAUUACAAACCCGGCUUUUUGCGCUUUAUACGCCGCGUGGACAAACCCGCCGCCGCCAAGGAAGAGAAACCCGAGGAAUUCAAGCCGUUUCAGGGCGCCGGCAAGACUCUCACCGUCAAGUAAGCCCAAUUUCUCCUUCCUACUUCCCAAUCGUUUAGCUGUGAAGCAACGUGAACGAUUUAAAUAUUAAUUUAUAAAAUAAAUCUUAAUAAACACGCGUAUUUUGUGCAAA